GUCCAGGCUUCUCUUCAUAGACGAACAGAUACCCGAGAGAGAGAGCGUUCCACCCCCUUCAGCUACAGGGGAAAAACGAUUCGAGGGAAACGUUUCUCUCCUUCAAUUUAAUUCGCCUACGCUCUCUUUCUUUCGCCAUAUUACGCAUUCUCAUAAUUCCUCAAUCCAAUCAGAUCCUGUUUUCUCAACAAGCAAUUUGGUGAUGGUUGGAACAUUGUUUGUUUCUUAACAAUGAAUUCCAGGUUUCUGAAUCACAUACCUUGGUUUAAUAUGCAUUCAAACAAGGAUUUGGGAACAAGCUGUAAACCCACAGACGUUGUUUUAUCUAUGGGUUCUGCUUCUGCCUUAGAACAACCUAAACAAAAGGCUCAUUUUGAUGUCAAGAUGUGGGGAUGGUCCUUACUCUCAUUUUUGCCUUUUGCUAUCAGUGCUAAAGAUAAAAUUCGGCCGCCGACCACUAUAAACAAAGGGUUAAAAAGGCGUGCUCAAUCUCAUGGAGUUGUUGAAAAUGGUGGUGCUGCUAGUAGUCCCUUGCGCUUCAGGCCAUAUGUUUCCAAGGUUCCUUGGCAUACUGGUGCAAGAGGCUAUCUUUCUCAGCUAUUUCCACGUUAUGGGCAUUAUUGUGGACCAAACUGGUCAAGUGGAAAAGACAGGGGUUCUCCUCUUUGGGAUAAGAGGCCAAUUGAUUGGUUGGACUAUUGUUGCUACUGUCAUGAUAUGGGUUAUGACACUCAUGAUCAAGCCAAGCUGUUGAAAGCAGACCUAGAAUUUCUUGCAUGCUUGGAGAAGCCAAAUAUGACUACUAAAGGAAAUACCCAUAUUGCUCAGAUUUAUAAGACAAUGUGCAUUACAGGUCUUAGGAAUCUCCUGAUACCAUACAGAAUACACCUUGUGAAGUUACAGUCAGGGCAACCUUUGCUCAAUUUUGGAUGGCUGAGCAAUGUGAAAUGGAGAGGUUGGAAUUGGCAGAAAACAUAAACAUAAUUGCAGCAUGUGGCCAGUAACAACAUCAGUGAUUAUCCUAAGGUGGAAAUGCAGCAUGUGGAUUUCAGCUGAGUACUCUUCUUGUAUUUUUACAUUUAGGUUAAAGGUUCCUGUGCUAGUGCUUAAAGGUAAAGAGGGAUCAUGGCUAUGUUGGAAAUUUGAGAUAUCUGAAUCUCAUAUGGUUGUCUCAAAAAUGCAUAUAAUGUAAAUAACUGCUUUCUCGACUCUAGUUUUUGCAUGCAAUUGGUAUAUUUAAUUGUUAAA
Molecule: messenger RNA, 1248 nt
Organism: Hevea brasiliensis (rubber tree)
Lineage: Eukaryota; Viridiplantae; Streptophyta; Magnoliopsida; Malpighiales; Euphorbiaceae
Exons: 3
Coding region: 232-978 (248 amino acids)
Biological process (GO): phospholipid metabolic process; arachidonate secretion
Molecular function (GO): A2-type glycerophospholipase activity
Source: RefSeq, a predicted model, not a curated record